CUGGCAAACAUUAAAGCACAAGCAUCCAUCAUGUGACAACUGUGGAAAUCAGUAGAAAUACACGGUAGUGUUUUGGUUUUGAACGAAUAAGAAAUACUUAAUUUAACAUGGAAGGCGAGUUGGAUAUACAGUUGGACAAAACAAUGAAUGCGCCGGGAGUAACGGGAGUUAUUUGCACCGAUCAACAAGGACUCUGUCUGGGAGUGAAAGGCGAAUCACUUAGUCAGUCAGCUGGUUUGGUGACUGGAUUGGCCCAACAAGCAGCUCUUCUUUCAUCAGAUGGGAGCAAAGUCCCUGUGGUGUGUCUAGAGUAUGAAAAGGGGAAUAUUCUAAUAAAAUCCGAAAAAGGUGUUUCAAUGGCUGUACGUAAAGUUAAAUUAUGAAAGGAAUUAUGGAGCAAGAACUGGGAAAUCGAAUAUCCAGCGUCAGUGUGAGGAAUGACCUCACUUGUAAACAACAUUCCAUGAAAGAUUGCGCAUGAGUGAUCAUAAAAACUGUUAGAAUGUUUUUUCACCAUUAGUGAGCUGUGAAGAGUUUUCAGGCGUGUUGCUCGCGUGUUGCUCUCCUCCUGGCUAUAACAAUGCAUCUCCCUUUGAAUGUGUAAUGUAGAUAUAUUAACUACCCCUUCAUCAUUUCAUUUUGUUUAAAAGAUAAAUAAUAGAAUUCAGUGCUGAGAAACACAGAAUGGGAAUUGUCAAGUCAAUUGGGGUAUUUGUUAUGGAUGAGGUUAUAUUCAUUGUACUACACUAUACUAUACAGUAUCAUGGCAUAGAAUGAAUGAGUAUAUGGUCAUGAGAUUAAAAUAUAAAGUAUUGUAGUCCGAGGCCAAUGCUUCAAACAGGAUGCCACUAAAGCAGUUUCCUUUCAUGUAUUCUAAUUUUUAUAUUUUUUAAAUUAUUAUGAUUAUUAUUGUUAUUAUUAUUAUUAUCUAUUCAGGCAAAAGAUAUAUUACAAAGCAUUAAUCUAAAAAAUGAAUGAAUUUAGGGCAUUCUUCUAUGUAAUAUGAAGCUAAAUAAUAAAAUUAUUUAUAUAGCUUUAAAAAAAAUGAGGAGCCCUUCAUUUUUUACAAAUAUGGACAUACCCACACAUGCAAACAUACCGUAUUUAUUUGAAUAAAAGCCCUUGAAUAUUUAUUGUUGAGAGGGGAUUUGAGGAGGAGUUUAUUUGAGGGCGGCGUUUGUUUUGAUGGAGACAUAAUUUUUUAUUUUUUAUUUUUUUGUGUAAAACAGAUAGGUAUAUACUCAAACACCCCUUAAUCUCACUGUAAAUGUGGAACUGCAACACAUAAUUAUUGUCAAAAUGUCUACUGGAGUAGAAGAUUUAUAAAAUGUGUUGGUAAAAAUGUUGCUUCCAUUUAGCUUUGUUUACAGUCAUUUAGGGGGGAUUUAUGCAAGGAAAAAAUAAAUGCAUCAGGGCGUUUUUUUUCAAGGGAGGUGUUUAUUCUAAAUGAGACUAUGGAGGGGGUGUUUAUUUGAGGGGGCUUUAUUCAAAGUUGGGCGUUUAUUCACAUAAAUAUGGUCGUUGUACAGCAGUACUAUAGUAGUCGUAAAUGGACAUUUCUUUGCAAGGAUGUUUAAAUUCUUUUGAAUUGAAUUGACCCUCUACCUUUGUGAAAGUAAGAAAAAGCUCUGGAAAAUAUAUAAAAGGAAGGAUAAGGCACUAAGGAAGUAGGUAUUGUAUGCUUCAUGAGUCAAGAAGGAUACUGUAUUACUGUGUGACUAUCAUAUCCUGCAAAGUAUAACAACGCUUUAUUACCUGGUCAAUGCUCUGUUGAUAAUGUAAAUAAAUUAAACUGAAAAUCAUAUCCUGCAAAGUAUAACAACGCUUUAUUACCUGGUCAAUGCUCUGUUGAUAAUAAAUUAAACUGAAAAUCAA
This is a messenger RNA of Anneissia japonica, 1875 nucleotides long. RefSeq names its product ragulator complex protein LAMTOR5-like. The record is from RefSeq and is a predicted model, not a curated record. The coding region runs from base 108 to 383 and encodes 91 amino acids. Lineage: Eukaryota; Metazoa; Echinodermata; Crinoidea; Comatulida; Comatulidae. Gene Ontology annotation, molecular function: guanyl-nucleotide exchange factor activity. The transcript has 4 exons. Gene Ontology annotation, cellular component: cytoplasm; Ragulator complex; lysosome. Gene Ontology annotation, biological process: positive regulation of TORC1 signaling; cellular response to amino acid stimulus.